Molecule: messenger RNA, 1323 nt
Organism: Malania oleifera
Lineage: Eukaryota; Viridiplantae; Streptophyta; Magnoliopsida; Santalales; Ximeniaceae
Product: aspartic proteinase CDR1-like
Exons: 1
Coding region: 1-1323 (440 amino acids)
Cellular component (GO): extracellular region
Source: RefSeq, a predicted model, not a curated record
AUGCUCGUUCUCUUCUACUGUCUCCUGAUCCUUCUCUUCACCUCUCUUCCAUCACUGGCCGAAACCAAACCUUCAGGUUUCACCACCCAUCUCAUCCAUCGCGACUCCCCCUCAUCUCCAUUCCACAACGCUUCCGCCACCAAGCAUGAUCUCUUACGCGCUGCCUUCCGCCGCUCCUCUUCCCGGAUGAACCACCUCCUCCGCCUCGCGCGCCCGCGCAGAAAUACCGGCAUAGGGACCAUCAUCUCCGAGUCCGACGGGGAGUACCUCAUGAAGCUCUCCUUCGGCACCCCACCGGUGUACGAAGCUCUACUCAUCGCUGACACCGGCAGCGACCUCAUAUGGCUCCAAUGCUCCCCCUGCACCCUCUGCUUCGCCCAAGGUGCCCCAUUUUUCAACCCCGCUAACUCCUCCGGGUACAGAGUCUAUUCCUGCAAUUCGGACCCUUGCAAGGCACUCCCCAGAUACGCCUGCGUCAAUGAAAAUAAAACCAACCCGGAAGACAUUUGUGGGUACUACUACAGCUACGGAGACGACUCCUUCAGCGUUGGGUUCCUUUCUAAAGACAUCAUCGCCUUGAACUCUUUCACGCGUCGGGUCUACACCUUCCCUGGAUCUAUUUUCGGGUGCGGGCACAUCAACGGAGGUAUCUCCCCAAGCAGAGCGUCGGGUCUGGUUGGUCUCGGCGGCGGACCCUUAUCAUUGAUUUCCCAGUUGGGCGCAAAAAUCAACAACAGAUUUUCCUACUGCCUUCUCCCGUUUAGUUCGAGUUCGAACCGGACGAGCAAGUUGAGUUUCGGGAAAGAAAAGAUCGCCGGUGAGAGUGGCGCCGUUUCGACUCCUCUCGAGUCUAGAGACCCUGACAAAACGUUCUACUACGUUACUCUGCAGGGUGUUACGGUUGGAGGGAAUACGUUUCGGUCAACAGUGAACGGGAGCAACGAGUAUAUCAUAGUAGAUUCGGGGACAACAUUGACGUAUCUAGAAACGAACUUGUACAAUAGCGUGAAAGCAACCGUGAAAAGAAUGUUCAGCCAUCUUUCGCCAAUUAAGGAUCCAGAUGUUCCGGACGGGUUGUGCUAUGGAACGGACCCAAGGCGGGUUAAGUUGCCGGACAUGGUGUUCCAUUUUAAGGGCGGGGCUAACCUUCUGUUGAAGGCGGCGAACGUGUUUCUGACGGUGGAGAACGAGUUUUGCCUGGCAAUACUACCUGGGACAGAGUUGUCCAUAUUUGGGAACGUGGCGCAGGCCAACUUUGAGGUGGAAUUUGACAUUAAGAAUAGGCUAGUGUCUUUUGCCCCAAAGGAUUGUGCUACAGUGUAA